This is a messenger RNA of Chinchilla lanigera (long-tailed chinchilla), 734 nucleotides long. It is a transcript of the gene Mrpl20, whose product is annotated as mitochondrial ribosomal protein L20. Gene Ontology annotation, biological process: translation; ribosomal large subunit assembly. The record is from RefSeq and is a predicted model, not a curated record. NCBI's taxonomy places the organism in Eukaryota, Metazoa, Chordata, Mammalia, Rodentia, Chinchillidae. The transcript is spliced from 4 exons. Gene Ontology annotation, cellular component: ribosome. Gene Ontology annotation, molecular function: rRNA binding; structural constituent of ribosome. The coding region runs from base 65 to 514 and encodes 149 amino acids.
GGAAGUUGUUGGUGACGCUGACCCGGAAGCGCUCUCGGCCGCAGCGCGGCGCGUGCACCUCGCCAUGGUCUUCCUUACGACCCGGCUCUGGCUGCGGAACCGCGUCACCGACCGCUACUUUCGGAUCCAGGAGGUGCUGAAGCAUGCGCGGCACUUCCGGGGGAGGAAGAACCGCUGCUACCGGCUGGCCGUCAGGGCGGUCACCAGGGCCUUCGUGAAGUGCACCCGCGCCCGCAAGCUGAGGAAGCGGAGCCUGCGGACCCUUUGGAUUAAUCGCAUCACAGCUGCCUCCCAGGAACACGGUCUGAAGUACUCGUCGUUUAUUACCAAUUUAAUCAAGUGCCAGGUGGAGCUCAACAGGAAAGUACUCGCGGACCUGGCCAUCUACGAACCAAAGACUUUUAAAUCUUUGGCUGCUUUGGCCCAACGGAGGCGACAGGAAGGAUUUGCAGCUGCCUUGGGGGACGGAAAGGAGCCUGAAGGCGUGUUUUCCAGGGUGGUGCAGUAUCACUGAAGGUUGCUGUGCUGUGGAUCAGGAAGGUGCUUCUUCCUGAUGAUCAUAAUGACCAAGAUAGGAGCAGUGUGCUAUCUACUCAACAGCUCAUUAACCUGAAUUGUGACUUUAUUUACACUUCAGUAUCAGGCCCAAGAGAAAAGGCUCUGUCCUCUCCAGUGGACACAGUGUCAGAACUGUCUUACAUUGACUGUGCAUAUAAAGCUUUUGCAGUGUUUGA